Molecule: messenger RNA, 3257 nt
Organism: Hyla sarda
Lineage: Eukaryota; Metazoa; Chordata; Amphibia; Anura; Hylidae
Product: gastrula zinc finger protein XlCGF67.1-like
Exons: 2
Coding region: 489-1280 (263 amino acids)
Biological process (GO): central nervous system development; regulation of transcription by RNA polymerase II
Cellular component (GO): nucleus
Molecular function (GO): DNA-binding transcription factor activity, RNA polymerase II-specific; RNA polymerase II cis-regulatory region sequence-specific DNA binding
Source: RefSeq, a predicted model, not a curated record
CUCUCUGUCUAUAGUGAUGGUCGUGAUGUAUAUCUGCAGUUGUCUUCUCUCUGUCUAUAGUGAUGGUCGUGCUGUAGAUCUGCAGUUGUCUUCUCUCUGUCUAUAGUGAUGGUUGUUAUGUAUAUCUGCAGUUGUCUUCUGGAUUUUAUCAGUAUAACACUAGGCUCGAUAUGAUGGAAUCAAUAUCUGGGUCACAUGAUCUCAUUGAGGAAACUGGGGUCAUGUGACGGUUGAAUAAUCUUGGUUCUCAUCUUACCAGUUAAGUGUCUUGUUCUAUGUCGAAUUGUACCCUAUUGGUGGACGUAAGGACUCCUGUCAAUCUGAAUCUAUGAUCAUUCUAUUCCUGUUUUAUAUUCCCUGAUGAACCUGUAUGAUAUCAGACAGGAGAAACACGUUGGAAGAUAAAGGUCCUUCCCUAAUAGACAUAACUGGUUGGUCUCCUGGGUUAUAUAUGUUAUGUCUGCCAUCUAGAAAAUCCCAGUAACGUCAUGUUAUCGAUGAAUUAUAAAGAAGAAGAUGGAGAGAUCAUGGAGCACUUCUCAGGAGAAGAUGGAGAGAUCAUGGAGCGCUCCUCAGGAGAAGAUGGAGAGAUCAUGGAGCGAUCCUCAGGAGAAGACAUCCUUACCCCUAAUGUCCAUCCAGAUCUAUUAUAUAAUAAUCCCCCUGACCAACCGCACAUUGUUACCACAAGGACAGAUCAGAAAGGGGGGAAAAGAUUUCGUUGUGAUGAAUGUGGGAAAGAGUUUACAAGAAAUUCAAGUCUUUCUACACACAAAAAAAUUCACAAAGGAGAGAAACCGUAUUCAUGUUCAGAAUGUGGGAAAUGUUUUAUCCUUAAAUCAGGUCUUAAUCAACAUGAGAGAAGUCACACAGGGGAGAGACCAUAUUCAUGUUCAGAAUGUGGGAAAUGUUUCACAGAUAAAUCUAAUCUUUCUAGACAUGAGAGAAGUCACACAGGAGAGAAGCCGUAUUUAUGUUCAGAAUGUGGGAAACGUUUUACAACCAGCACUUAUCUCCAGGUUCAUCAGAGAAUUCACACAGGGGAGAAGCCAUUUGCAUGCACAGAAUGUGGGAAAUGUUUUAAAGAAAAACACAGUCUUGUUAAUCAUAAGAGAAUUCACAAAGGAGUGCCCACACUUCAGUGUUCAUAUUGUGUUAAACAUCAGAGAAUUCACACAGGAGAGAAGCCAUUUUUAUGUUCUGAAUGUGGGAAAUGUUUUAAGGACAAAUCAUUUCUUCUUAAACAUGAGAAAAAUCACAAAGGAGAGAAGCCAUUUUGAUGGGGAAAAUGAUUUACUUGGAAGUCAUUGAGAGGAAAUCACUUUCUUGUUUUGACCAAUUGAAAGUCUAAAGAAAGAUUGUCUGUAAAGAACCCAAUGGGUUAAAUAACCAAAAGGAUAUUGAUUUUGUGUGGAAUUAGCCAGAAUCUACCACACACCCAAAAUAAAGUUACCUAAGGGGUUUAGGGGAACUGAGAGCAGGAUCCAUGGAGGAAAAGUAUUCUGGAUAAAAGAAAAAAAAAAAGAGAUUUGUGUUUACCUGCCGGGCUGUGACGCCAAAUCGUCUCCAUAAACCUCACUUACUACUGUAUUAAGAGAUAAGCCAAAGGACGUAAUAGACAGGUGAGGACGUGGUAGACAGGUGAGGACAGAAUAGACAAGUGAGGACGUAAUAGACAGGUGGGGACGUAAUAGACAAGUUAGGAUGUAAUACGCGAGGACGUAAUAGAAAGGUGAGGACAGGGUAGACAGGUGAGGGCUUAAUAGACAAGUGAGGACGUAAUAGACAGGUGAGGACCUAAUAGACAGGUGAGGACCUAAUAGAAAAGUGAGGACGUGGUAGACGAGUGAGGACGUAAUAGACAAGUGAGGACGUAAUGGACAAGUGAAGACGUUAUAGACAAGUAAGGAUGUAAUGGACAAGUGAGGACGUGGUAGACAAGUGAGGACAUAAUGGACAAGUGAGGACGUAAUGGACAAGUGAAGACGUUAUAGAUAAGUGAGGAUGUAAUGGACAAGUGAGGACGUGGUAGACAAGUGAGGACGUGGUGGACAGGUGAGGACAUGGUGGACAAGUGAAGACGUAAUAGACAAGUGAAGACGUAAUAAACAAGUGAGGACGUGGUAGACAUGUGAGGACGUAAUGGACAUGUGAGGACGUAAUGGACAUGUGAGGACGUAAUGGACAAGUGAGGAUGUAAUGGACAAGUGAGGACCUAAUAGACAAGUGAGGACGUGGUAGACAAGUGAGGACGUGGUAGACAAGUGAGGACGUAGUAGACAAGUGAGGACGUGGUAGACAAGUGAGGACGUGGUAGACAAGUGAGGACGUAAUAGACAAGUGAGGACGUGGUAGACAAGUGAGGACGUGGUAGACAAGUGAGGACGUUAUGGACAAGUGAGGAAGUUAUGGACAAGUGAGGACGUGGUAGACAAGUGAGGACGUGGUAGACAUGUUAGGACGUAAUGGACAAGUGAAGACGUUAUAGACAAGUGAGGAUGUAAUGGACAAGUGAGGACGUAGUGGACAAGUGAGGACGUGGUAGACAAGUGAGGACGUGGUAGACAAGUGAGGACGUGGUAGACAAGUGAGGACGUGGUAGACAAGUGAGGACGUGGUAGACAAGUGAGGACAUAGUGGACAAGUGAGGACGUGGUAGACAAGUGAGGACGUGGUAGACAAGUGAGGACGUAGUGGACAAGUGAGGACGUGGUAGACAAGUGAGGACGUGGUAGACAAGUGAGGACGUGGUAGACAAGUGAGGAAGUUAUGGACAAGUGAGGACGUAAUGGACAAGUGAAAACGUAAUAGACAAGUGAGGACGUGGUGGACAGGUGAGGACAUGGUGGACAAAUGACGUAAUAGAGAAGUGAGGAUGUAAUGGACAAGUGAGACAUGGUAGAUAAGUGAGGAGGUGGUGGACAGGUCAGUAGGUGCUGGACAGGUGAGGAUGUGGACAGGUCAGUAGGUGGUGGACAGGUGAGGAUGUGGACAGGUCAGUAGCUGGUGGAUAGGUAAGGAUGUGGACAGGUCAGUAGGUGGUGGACAGGUAAGGAGGCGGUGGACAGGUGAGGAUGUGGACAGGUCAGUAGGUGGUGGACAGGUGAAGAUGUGGACAGGUCAGUAGGUGGUGGACAGGUCAGGAGGCGGUGGACAGGUCAGUAGGUAGUGGACAGGUCAGUAGGCGGUGGACAGGUCAGUAGGUGGUGGACAGGUCAGUAGGUGGUGGACAGGUCAGUAGGUGGUGGACAGGUAAG